CGGAGGGUAUCGAAGAUAGCAGGGGGUACCUCAGUGAUAACAGGGCGUUCCUCAGCGAUGAUAGGGAACUCAGCGAUGCCAGGGAGUCCCUCAGAUACUUUGCUGUCAGCGACGUUGCCCCUGAGACUGCCCAACCCGAGGCUGAACAAGUCGGAAAUCUCCUAGCACAGAUUUACAUUGAACAGGCCCCGUCCACCGCCGUCGUUCAUGAUGAUUCUGCAAAUUUCAGAACGAUAUCUCAAGCAGAGGCAGAGGCUGUACAAGCUCUCUUAGUUUCAGACACAUACGACAGCCCGCCAACUUCCAUGGCCUAUCCAGUCGGAAGAUCGUCUCUCCCAUAUAUAGAGACAAGGAAAGCACCUGUAUCCGAGGACCUGGUCAAGCGCAUGGUAUACACGUAUCUGACGGAUCCUGCAACAAAGCAAAAUGUACCUCCUUCGCGUACACAUGGCUUUAAACUUGACUUGCUGUUCAUCCUGGAUCUCACUGGCAGUCAACAACCAUACAUAGACUCAGUCAAAUCAUCCAUUAAUACCAUCUGCGCAGAGAUACUGGGAUCGGAUCAUUUGAAUUCAGCUCACCCAGGCGAUCUUCGCGUCGCAUUUAUUGGGUUCCGCGAUCAUUAUCCCCAGGAGGACUCUUUCGUUACCCGCCAAUGGGACUUUGUGUCAGAUAUCACUCGAAUUCAUGCAAAUUUGAGAAGUCUUCCUGGUGCUGACGGUGGUGGAGAUGGGCCAGAGGCCUCAACGGCGGCUCUAGCUCGAGCUUUAACGAUGGGGUGGAGGAAUGACUGCAACAAGGUCGCUGUGUUAGUAUCGGAUGCUCCGCCCCACGGUAUUGGAUCUCAGGGCGAUUACUGGCCCCACGGUGUACCAGGUGUGCCGGACCCUCUUGAUCUGGCGAGAGAGAUGCUCCAGAAGAAGAUCACUCUACAUUUCGUCGCUUGCGAACCAAGCUUGAGUCGCUUUCAUAAUGCGCUUGAUUUUUACCGUGGUCUAACCCGCAUAACGGCGGGCAUUGUAGUUCCACUACUUGACGCCAGGGUUAUGUCGACCUGCAUCAUCGGUUCUGCUCUUGAAAGCCUUGCGAUUCAGGAUCUCGUCAACGAGUACAGGGAAACCCUCGAGGAGUUGGUUCCUUCACGAGAGCCCUCGUUGGUGGUGAAAUACCUCCAUGCCCUAAUGCGCGUCAGAGGGCGGACGGCCGACCAGCUGAUUAUGGAGAAUAUUUAUGCCAUGUCUGAUGAUAGGAAGGAAAAUGUUGAAAUUUGGUCGUCAGCUCGUAACCUUGCUGAUGCGAAGGCUCGAUUGCGGGUAAGCUUAUGAUCAUC
This is a messenger RNA of Suillus discolor, 1330 nucleotides long. RefSeq lists its product as uncharacterized. The transcript has 8 exons. Gene Ontology annotation, biological process: peptidyl-threonine phosphorylation. Gene Ontology annotation, molecular function: protein serine/threonine kinase activity. Bases 306 to 1325 code for a protein of 339 amino acids. The record is from RefSeq and is a predicted model, not a curated record. Gene Ontology annotation, cellular component: cytoplasm. NCBI's taxonomy places the organism in Eukaryota, Fungi, Basidiomycota, Agaricomycetes, Boletales, Suillaceae.